Messenger RNA from Cotesia congregata, 5907 nucleotides. Lineage: Eukaryota; Metazoa; Arthropoda; Insecta; Hymenoptera; Braconidae. The record is from the annotation of a GenBank genome assembly.
AUGGCGCAACUGAUAAGCGUCAAACUGUCGAGAUUUGACGGAUCUCCAUGGGGAUUCCGACUUCAAGGAGGAAAAGAUUUUGGUACACCUUUAAUUGUGCAAAAGGUGAAUGGAGGCUCCCCGGCAGAAGCAGCUGGUUUGAAAGCUGGCGAUGCGGUCAUCAGAGUCAACAACACGGAUAUGUUUAAUUUGCGUCACAAAGACGCCCAGGAUGUAAUCGUAAGAUCCGGUAACAACUUUGAGAUCACUGUCCAGAGAGGAGGUAGCACUUGGCGACCAAGUGUUUCACCUGUUUCUCAGUCAAUUCCCUCGCCGCAGCCUCAUCUUUCGGCAGGCAGCGUUUCUCCAGUGACUAAAACAUCGCUCGCUGCCAAAAAAACCGACGGACAUCUUAUUGGAAGUGGACAUAACUUUAGUCCUAAACCUUAUCCAAAUGGAACAAGCGAAGGACCAAUUAAAUCAAUUGUUAACAAACAAUACAACAGCCCAGUGGGAAUUUACAGCGAGCAGACAAUCGCUGAAACUCUUUCUGCGCAAGCUGAAGUACUUGCCGGUGGUGUUUUAGGAGUAAACUUCAAGAAAAAUGAGAAGAAUUACACACCGGAAAACAGCGAAGUAUUCAAAAUGGUGCGAGAAGCUGACAAGGAGCCAAAAACUCCAGAGCCUACUGACUCAGCGAUACACAGCGGAGUAGUGACUCCCUCGUCACCAGCCUUAACUGGACUCAGAUCAGUGUCCGCGCCAGAGACUAAACCUCAGCCGACUCCGCCACCCCAGAGCAGCUUGCCACCUGGCCAAAACAUUUGCGCUGAAUGUGAAAGACUUAUUGUUGGAGUCUUUGUCAGAAUCAAGGAGAAAAAUCUUCACGUCGAAUGUUUCAAGUGCUCAACAUGUGGUACCUCCCUCAAGAAUGUUGGUUAUUAUAAUAUAAACAGUAAAUUGUACUGUGAUAUUCAUGCAAAACUUGUUGCGAGACAGCAAGCUCCUGCUGGAUAUAUUCCAGUCACUGUUUCACCAGGAGCUAAAGCACCAGCAAGUACCAUUUCAGCAGCACUUGGUAAUUUCCAAAGCCAAUCACCCAUGUCACCAACACCUUUCAGCAAUGGUACCAGCUCAACACCUUCUUUCUCCAGACGCAAGACGUUCUACCGUCCACCAUCGUCUUCCUCGUCGUACACCGUCGAUUACUGUGGAGUCUCAUCGCAACCGGUUGAUCGUACUAGUACCUAUGAAUCGUUGCCAUCUGAAACAAAUUACCGGAGUAUGGUGAAGAACGAGGCGGUCAACAAUCAGCAAAACAACUACAAAACAUACACAAGUACCAUAACAAUUAGGACCGGGAGCGAGGUUGGAAAUAAGGAUUACUACAGCGACGACACCAAUAAUACACCCAGUCACCUUGGCAGUUCGCCCCGUGCUGAUAAAUCGCCCAGUUCUAGUCUUGUUCAGGCAAACAUAAGUGGUCCGAAACCUUUCAGUGGGUCCAGUAAUUUCGGGCCGACAUCCAAUUUUACUUCGACUCCGACCUCAAAUUCAGUUAACAACAAUUUCUCUCGGCCUCAAAGUCAAACAGUCACUGAAUCUUAUCACGCGGAAUAUAACUAUUUGGAGGAGAAGGACAUAAAAGGAACACCAGCUCCUAGCACAGCUGACGAAUACUCCCGACCUCCGUCGUCGGUACGAAACAAGAGCUUGCAGUGGCCGCCUGUUAAAAGUCUUGAAGACGCAACCUAUCCUACAGCAAGUCCCAUUUGGAUCGACCCGAACCCAGUUUUAGACCGACGUUCAAGGCACAUUGUCCAAGACAGACAAGUGGAGCUUAACGAAAACGCCUGUCGGCGAAGCGAAAGCGUGAACCGGAGAAGAGAAGCUAACAGACGCGAAGAAUUCAGCCAUUGUAAUUGGGGAGAAGAACCAAUGGAGAACAAGCCAGUUUGCAGUGCGCCAUUUUAUCGCAAGACAACGACCACCGAAUGCUCGGAAGUCCGACAAUCUCGAAGCUCGAGCUUAAACCGUCCAGGAUCUGCAGAAGGUGUCAGAAGAUCCUUGACGCCUACCAGAAUUAGCCAACCCGUUCCACAGCCCUGGACUGGUUCCACUGAAUUGAGCUCUUAUCGACAUGUUCAGGCCCCAGUGCCUCCAGAACCGCCAAUUUGUCGCAAAGUUUGCACCUGCGAAAUCAUCUGUGAACGAAUAACUGGUCCAGGAGGGCCGGAACAUCAACAAGAUCAUGUUUACCGAGAAGUUAAGUGCGAACUGUGCAAUCCACCGCCUUGUAUGCAGGUAACUGAUUACGACCAGGAGCAGGAGAUUGAAGAACCCUGCGAGAUUCUCGAACAACAAACCGAUUCGGAGGUUGUAGAUCUGUCAAAAGUCGUCCCUCCAGAUGUGGCAGUGUGUCCCAAGGGUGUGGAAAAUCAACACAACAUGCACACCGAGAUUAUGGAGAAGGAUGAGGGCAAUAUUCAUAUCAAGAAGACUACUAUUUAUGAAAAGACAGUGGAAAUUGUCUCUCCGAGCGAGUCACCAGCCAAUGACAAUGAAGUUGAAAACUGGUCUGGCAGAAGACAACACGUUGAGUCGGCAGAUAAAAUUUCGUCGUUUAUUGAGACCAAGAAGAUGAUUGAGGAAGCCAGGCAAGAAGAACUUAAGCAUCGCGAGGCGUAUGAAGAAGAGUGCAGACGUGAGGAGGAAAAGAUGAGAAGAGUGCAAGAGGAAGAAGAACGCCGAGAAGCUAAUCGGUUGAAAAUUUUGCAAGCUGAGAAGGAGGAAAAAGAGCGACGGAUUAAGGAACAAAAACGAGAAACUGAAAUGCGCAUUCGCCAGGAAGAAGAAGAAAGAUUUGGAAAGCAUGUUAGCUUCUCGCAAAAUCAGAGCUGUGAUUAUCAAAACCAGAACAACAGUCGAAUUAUGUCCGCCGAGCAGCAUUACCGCGAGCUCAAAGAAGAAAUAAAGGUCCAGGACACUGAAAGAACCGAACAGGAGCGCCGUGAAACUCUUCGCCAGCAGGUUGAGAUUCACAAGUGUCUGAGAGAACAACAGGCUCCGGAAAGGCGCCAACAGCAAUCGAAUCUCCAAGAACGUCGGAUUGAAAAACGGUUCCGACCUCAGUCACCGCCUCACGAGUCUUCUUCGUCCGCUUGUCAGCGUAAGCACGUGCAAUUCGUUAAGCAAACCGAAAGCGGAACUUGUCAGAUGCAAACUCCAGUUCAAAAUUCAACACCCAAAGAAUGGAAGUCGGAAAUGGUGAAAGCGCUGACUACUGCUCCAACCAGGCCUUACUCACCGCUUCAUCCGUCAAACAUGCAAACGGGAGGUCAACACUACCAGGAAGACAACAGCUGCUCCAGCAAGACAAUGUACUCCAGUGAAGUACGGUACGAAGAAACCUGCCGAAGUUUCCCUCCGCCACCACAGCCUCCACAGCCGUAUGUCCCCCGACCAGGAUCGCCAUUCGCAGACGCUCUGACUAUCGCACCCGAGCGUCCUUACACGCCUCUCGGUGAGCGCUCAGUCAAAGGCUGCGAGAAUGUUAUUUGCGUCGACAGAGAAGACACGCCGAUAAAUCAGUCAACGCCUCAAGGAUACUGCCACCCCGCUGAAAUUUUGUACACCGACUCAACGGAGCGUCAAUCACGAUCGCGAGAACGCAAUCUGAGCAGAGUUCAAGGACCACGUCCCUUGCCAACGCCACCAACUAAUUAUAAAUUCCGCGACGCUUCUCCCUCGCCCGCUAGAACUCUCUCUCGUUCGACGACUCCCCGAGAUCCGGGUCUCCCGGCAGCGCUGAAAAGACCCGACACUAUUCCUUCCUACCAGAAACACUUGAUCACAGAAGACUAUGACCCCAUUGACGCUCAGCCCUAUGUUCCAAGCAGAUCACCAACUCCUUGUCGCUCAAAGUCACCAGCCCCAGGGCCAGCUUAUCUACCGAAUCCUCUUCAACACAACUUGGGCCGCAAACCCUAUCAUUCAAAUGUGCCCAGCUACGACCAGCCGUCUUCUGAGUCUUACUCGUACAAGGCCCAGUCUGCUUCAGCUUCUGCUUCAUACUCUUGUCCCGAACAGCAAAGCAAGCAAGUUACUUACCGAGCUCAACCUCAGCAGAGUGAAACUCCAAAGAACCAGUACUCGGAAAACUACGGCAUGAGGAGCUAUGUCUCUGAAGAUCACUCUGAAAAGCAGUGCAGUCGGACGUCUUACGCCGAAAAGUACAAGCGCAUUGAAGAGAAACAGCUGGAGGCUUGCCGGCAGAGUGAGAUGCAGCUUUCGAAAUCCGAGGAGUCAUUGGUUGAUGACUCAACUUGCACGAUAUCGAAAGUAUCUCGUAAUCCUCCGUCGCUUCCUUGCCCGGUGGUUGCUUCACACUCGAGCGUGUCGGAGAGAAUCCAACGGACCGGAGUCCGCGUGCUUCCAACUCCGUGUGAAACAACGACCGCUAGCUACCAGGUCUGCGAGUCAAGGCCGAUUUGCCACUCGCAGAACGAAAGCAAGUGUCCGAAUACCGGAGUGACUAUUUUGCCUUGCAGAGCUGUUUCCGAUGCUGGGAGCAGAGCGGGGAUUGUAAUUGUCCCUUGCGAGGGCUCGGAUGCUCAGUGUCCUCAGACUGGAGUGAGAAUCACUCCGACACCUGACAGAGGUCUUUGUGUCUCUCCGGUAGCUCACGGACGAUCUUCCGGCAGCUGCUACGGAAGCGAUAAUCCAAGGGCUGGAGGGUGUGCUAUUGAUGUGGGAAACUGCCCGGGCUCGGGAGUUAAAGUCGGGACUUGUGCUGACGGGUCAGUCUGCGUAGCUCCCUGCAAAACCUCUGGAUGUCCGAAGCCGAUUCUCAAGUGUCCUGCCAAGCCGGUUCCUUUUCCCCACAUCCCGCUUCCUCAACCGGAGGACGUUGGUUGCAGCUCUUGUCCGUUGAAAAACCAGCAGGAGUCCAACCCGCCGAAUUCAAACAACAGCUUCAAGCCGAUUAAUGGGCAGCCUCGCACUAACCUGAGUAACCAGCUUACGCGUUUGACUGUUCGCCGGGACAAACAAGUCGUUCAGCUGUUUAAGCCGCAGCCUCAAUCCCAACCUUGUACUGACGGUGUGCACUGUCAGCCAAACGUUAAUCGUUCUUGUUCUGACGGUGUGCACUGCGAACCGGACCCCUAUCGCUCCCUGGCUCCUCAACUAAACCCCAACCCCUUUUCCGCCUCUUCGAAUCCUGACCCGUUUAGAAAAACCCAGAACUUAGUAGAUCCACCGAAUUUCUCCGACCCGAAUUUAGGUAGCGGAGUUGGAGGGCCUUCUAGUGGAGGAAACUGCAAAUUCGCUGGAAGCUCUGCACCCAAACGCGGUCGAGGAAUCCUCAAUCAGGCUGGAGCUGGCGGUCGACAACCACUCUGCGGUUUUUGCAAUUCAUAUGUCAGAGGUCCAUUCAUCACUGCUUUAGGGCAAAUCUGGUGCCCAGAGCACUUUGUUUGUGUGAACACACAGUGUCGUCGACCGCUUCAAGAUAUUGGAUUUGUCGAGGAGAAAGGGCAACUGUACUGUGAAUACUGUUUCGAACGUUUCAUUGCUCCCUCGUGCAACAAGUGCAACGGGAAGAUAAAAGGUGAUUGCUUGAAUGCGAUCGGAAAGUCGUAUCACCCUGAUUGCUUCAGCUGUGCUUACUGCGGGAAAAUCUUUGGAAACAGUCCAUUCUUUCUCGAGGAAGGAUUGCCGUACUGCGAGGCCGAUUGGAACGAACUCUUUACAACGAAAUGCUUUGCCUGUGGGUUCCCCGUCGAAGCUGGCGAUCGCUGGGUAGAAGCUCUCAACAAUAAUUACCACAGCCAGUGCUUCAACUGCACGAUGUGUAAAAAGAAUCUUGAGGGCCAGAGCUUUUAUGCCAAAGCCGGUCGACCCUUCUGCAAAAAUCACGCACGCUAA